Saxophila tyrrhenica is the source of this 1332-nucleotide messenger RNA. RefSeq lists its product as uncharacterized. The coding region runs from base 1 to 1332 and encodes 443 amino acids. The record is from RefSeq and is a predicted model, not a curated record. The transcript is spliced from 2 exons. Lineage: Eukaryota; Fungi; Ascomycota; Dothideomycetes; Mycosphaerellales; Extremaceae.
AUGUCGAAACGUCCACCCACUACAGACGUCCCGGAUCAGCUUGGCCUGCUCAGGGACCUAUUCGACGAGUUACGGGAUUUGAGCGAUGACAAAGAGAGCGACGACGAGCCAUACUCUCCGUCUUACCGAGAACACGAGGACUCUCUCGAGCCGUCAGUCAAGCCUUUUUUUUCCAGAGGCAGCGAUUCCUCAGUGGAACGGCUAUCACAGAUCCUUGAUGAAUUUUCCAGAAGCCGUGCUUCUCAGGAAGAUACGCCAGGGGUCGUCAGCUGUGCAGGAGAUUCGAGUUCUUCAGGUACCGCUGGUAGUUCAUCGCCCGACAGUACCAACGCGACCCAGCUUUCAACUGCGUCUCAUAGCAACAGCAAUAUUGGCAAUAAGCGAGGUCGCGAUAAGCAGGACGACUGGCAAGACGAGGAUGGCGAAAGACGGCCCAACCAGCGUCGGAGUCAAGAGGCAGAUGUCGCGACCUCGAGUGACAACAAGUACUGUGAGCGGAUUCAAUGUAUUAGCGAGGGCUGCCGGGGACUUACGCCCAGCAUUUCCGAAUGGCUGUACGCUUUACAUCCAUGGCUCUUUUGUGACGAAGCUGACAAUUUUGACAGGAGAAAGCUCGAAAGCUGUCACGGCAUUUUCUUGUGCUCGCGCUGUUGGCAGACGAAAGGCGCGACGAGGUUGGAAGCCCGGGACCACCAAUGCUUCGAGUCGCUAUGCGUAUGCACGAAGGGCCAACCCGCUCUCGAAAAUGGUUUGGGAUUACCUCCAGUCUCUCACAGGAAGACGCCACACUCCUGCGAGGAAGGCAAGAAAGCGCUGAAAGAAGCACAGUACAGCUAUAUUUGUCGCUUGCUCAGAGUUCCGGAGAGAGAAUUCGUCUUCAGCAAGAAAGUGUGGCAUACCAACGAGAAGUCUCGGAAGACAGAGCGCAGCAGGAAAGAAAUUGAGCAAGACAUUGCCACUCUCUUACAAAGAAGCCAGCAGAGCUACGCAGACAUCGAGAAACAACUUGCUACCGCGCGGCAGGAAAUUAAGAAGCUGAGGAGCAACGCAAAGGGAUGCGAGGUCGUCAUCCUGCAGUUUGCCGAGCGUCUCUGCGAACACCGGAAUGCCGUGGGUGUACCACGGUCUUGCAGGAUGUUGAUCGCCGAGCACGCCCCAGAUAUACUGGAGGUGGUCGACGGCUUGAAGCCAGCCCCGCCAUUGCAAUGCCAACCGCCGCCACCACAUAUAAUUCCGAAUGCUCCUCAGGGCCAACAACAACAGCCUCAAGCGGACGGCUUGGCGGAUAUGGACUGGCAGAACCUUGACUUUGACGAUUUCCUGAAUGGUUGA